AUGGAUGACGAAAACCCCUAUCAAGUCAAACGCUCCAUUCCCAUCGACUCCAAUAUCCCCCUGGACUCAGUACAACAACUCAUCCACGAAGCCAAGAACCCAGUGCGCGCAAGUCGCCAUGCGCCAGUUCCUCCUCCAACAGCGCUGGCCAAGAAGUCCAAGAUGCUGAAAGACUUGCGCAGAGCCACGGUGUGGAAGCACGGUACCCGGGAUUCGCAAGCUGAGCAAAUGGACGUUUGGUUUCCUAGUAUUCAUCACGCGAGGGAGGAUCAGAGUUCGUACGAGGAUGUGUCCGAGAAGGUGAUCAAGAUCAAGAAGGAGCCGCUUGACAACGAUGAGGCCGGUCUCAGCUCUCCAUCUUCAGACAUCGGGACCCUCGCGAAGUUGCCAGGUGAGCUCCGGAAUCGCAUCUACCGGUAUGCCGUGGUUCAGUCCGAGCCGGGUCCUGUCAAAGUUACCAUGCCGCCUUUUGCUUGCGCUCUGGGUGCUUGCCUCCACGCCCGCACCGGAUACAACGUCCCAGCUCUCGCUCAGACAUGCGCACAGCUGCGCUCGGAAGUGCUGCCCAUAUUCCUCGCGGAGAACGAGGGCUUCGAGUUUGACGCUGGAACGGUGCAGCAGAGUUGUGCGGGAAAUUGGCUUCGGAGUCUCGGAUCGUAUGCAGAUUUCGUGUCUGGGAUCACGCUGACAGUCGAGAGGGCGAUUUGCAGAGGAGAAGAAUUCAUCCGGUGGACCAGCUAUGCGUUUGAUGUCUACGUGCCAGGGAUGGAGUUCCACGGAGGUGUGCCAGACCGCUUCGUCAUCCUGCAGAAGCCCGAGGCAGUUGGCCUUGUCUGCCAAUGUGCUCUGGAGACCGUGGUGAAGGGGAUGAAUAGAAAGAGUUCCGCGACGCCGACGGGAGUCUUGUUGGAAGAGUUGGUGGAUUCGGAGGAGCUUGCUGAUCUCGUGUGGCAAUUGAAGAAGACGAAGGCGCAUGUAUCGCAUUUGAAGCGAUGCAAAGGCUGUUCAGGUUUGAUGUUCCAUCGUUGA
Molecule: messenger RNA, 1029 nt
Organism: Zymoseptoria tritici IPO323
Lineage: Eukaryota; Fungi; Ascomycota; Dothideomycetes; Mycosphaerellales; Mycosphaerellaceae
Exons: 1
Coding region: 1-1029 (342 amino acids)
Source: RefSeq, a predicted model, not a curated record